Molecule: messenger RNA, 1623 nt
Organism: Anopheles maculipalpis
Lineage: Eukaryota; Metazoa; Arthropoda; Insecta; Diptera; Culicidae
Product: poly(ADP-ribose) glycohydrolase-like
Exons: 2
Coding region: 1-1623 (540 amino acids)
Biological process (GO): carbohydrate metabolic process; nucleotide-sugar metabolic process; regulation of DNA repair
Cellular component (GO): nucleus; cytoplasm
Molecular function (GO): poly(ADP-ribose) glycohydrolase activity
Source: RefSeq, a predicted model, not a curated record
AUGGAAGCGCCGGGUGCUUCGAACGAUGGUUGCCCCAGGGAAAGCGAUGCAAAGAUGGAAACAAAUCGUGGCUGUCCGUUGGAAGCGAUUUACCAUCGCCGAACCGAUCCGUAUGAGGUGACCCAUUUUCCAGCGAUUGAGCGUACCGACCAUCACACGGUACUGUACGAACUGCCCUACCAGCCACAUUCGGGCAGACCACCCGCUCCGUACUGUAGCAUCGGACGGGCAACAGCAGCAGCAGCAGUCGGAAAUGGUCCAAUCCUGCGCCUGCCGACCAUGUCCCGGUGCAUGAUGCGGAACGCGGACGGAUCGCAUGCGGUGGAAAACCGGUGGACGCUUGUGUGCCGGGCAUUAUCGAAACCGAUCGCCGACUCACGUCAACUAGAGGACACUAUCCUGCAGUACAAUCCCGACUACAGGUCGCACUUCCGGUUUGUUGCGUUGCACCGGCUGUUCGAAGAGCAGUGCGAGGAGGAGGAGCGGACCGCAUUCUUCGGUGACACACUGCCCCGGAUGGUACGGCUUGCUCUCCGGCUGACAGAACUGUUCCAGACGCCGGUCCCACUGCUGGUCCACUGGCGAACGCACGCAGUGUCGAUGACACAGGAGCAGGCUGCUUGUCUGCUGGCGAACGCAUUCUUCUGCACAUACCCACUGCCCAAGGCGACGCUGGCGAAGGGCUUCUCGGGCGGGAACUUUGCGCCACUGUUUGCCGGCACCAAUCAGUCGGUGGUGGAGAAGAUAAAGUGCCUGUGUCACUACUUCCGGCGGGUGUGCACCCGCAUGCCGACCGGUGUGUUGACGUACCAACGGCGCUACGUACCGGUGCACCACGUCCCGGACUGGGGCACGGUGGACGCCCAGUUUACCCGUGACCGUGUUCCGCUGCACGUUUCGCCGGACGGUACGAUCGAGGAUCAGGGCGCCGGACUGCUGCAGAUGGUGUUCGCCAAUCGAUAUCUGGGCGGAGGCGUCAUCGGACACGGUUGUGUGCAGGAGGAGAUACGGUGCGUCAUCAAUCCGGAGUUGUUGGUUGGCCGGCUACUGUUUGAGGCGUUGCGCGAGACGGAAGCGUACCUGGUGCUCGGGACGGAACGGUACUGCAACUAUGCGAACUAUGCGUCCAGCUUCACGUUCCAGGCGGAUUACCGAGAUGAGACCCCGAGGGAUGCGAGUGGCCGUCGGCAGUGUUACAUUGUCGGGCUGGAUGCGAUCCGGAUGCAGCCGGGAGUCGAUCAGUACGAACAGCAAGCAUUGCGCCGGGAGUUGGGAAAGGCAUACGCUGGCUUCCGGGAUGGAUUGGACGGCCGGACACCAGCACCGGGCAUUGCCACCGGAAAUUGGGGUUGCGGUGCGUUCGGAGGCCAUGCACCGCUCAAGGCACUGGUGCAGCUGAUGGUAGCGUGCGUCGUCGGGCGGCCACUGCUCUAUUUUACCUGCAACGAGCCUGGGUUGGAGGAACGGUUGCUCGAGAUGUACAACUUCUUGACCGAGCACCGGAUCAGUGUGGCGCAACUAUUCGAGGCACUGGUGCGUUACGGUGCCAAGGGGUAUAAAGCGCGGAUCGAUUUGUAUGACUAUCUGUACCAGUAUCUGUUUCAAGCGGGUGGAACUGACUAG